AUGAUAGAUAAUGAAGAUCAAUUCAGUGACUUCGAAGAUGAUGAAUUUGAUUCUUUAUGGCAAAAAAAUAUUAAUAAAGAAGUCACUACUGUAGUGACAAAAAGGGCGAUUCCAGCACAGAGAAACUUAUAUGGCGAAGUUUUACCAGGUCAAAAAACCUUUUAUGAAGAAGUCCAAACGUCCACUGUCUUUAAACCUACUCAUCACAAGUUAAAAAGUGAUCAAUUAGGUUAUUAUGUUUAUCCGACUAAUUUUGAGGUCAGAGAAUAUCAAUAUAAUAUUGUUAAAAAAGCACUAACAGAAAAUGUAUUAUGUGCUAUUCCUACUGGUAUGGGUAAAACAUUCAUUGCAAGUACUGUAAUGCUUAAUUUCUUCCGAUGGAGUGAAACAGGUAAAAUUAUAUUUACUGCACCUACCAGGCCAUUAGUAGCACAACAAAUCAAGGCUUGUCUAGGUAUAACUGGUAUUCCAUAUGACCACUCCGCCAUUCUUCUAGAUAAAUCAAGGAAAAAUAGAGAGGAAAUUUGGAAAGAGAAACGUGUAUUUUUUACUACACCACAAGUAGUUGAAAAUGAUUUGAAAAGAGGUGUAUUAGAUCCCAGAGACAUUAUAUGCCUGAUUAUCGAUGAAGCUCAUAGGGCAACUGGAUCUUAUGCAUAUUGUAAACUUGUUCAAUUCAUCGAUAGAUUCAAUUCAUCAUAUAGAAUUCUAGCAUUGACAGCCACUCCUGGUAGUGAGAUCACCAACGUUCAAGAAGUAGUAAAUAAUUUAAAUAUUUCCAAGAUUGAAAUUAGAACAGAAGAGAGUAUGGAUAUAGCAAAGUACAUGAAAAAAAGAUACAAAGAAAAAAUAGAAGUUUCAUUAACAACUGAAAUAGAAGAUAUCAUUGAACAAAUAGGAAUAGCGAUUACUCCCACAUUACAACAAGCAGUUGAAUUAGGAAUCUAUGAUGAUUGUCCACCAUCAUAUAUUAAUGCAUUUGUUGCAUUACAGAAAAGUCAACAGAUUAUAUUGAAUCCAAGUUUACCCGAGGGAAUCAAGUGGAGAAAUUACUUCAUAUUACAAUUGCUUAAUCACGUAGGUCAAAUGAUGAAGAGAAUAAAAAUUUACGGUGUAAUUACUUUUUAUAAAUACUUUCAAAAUAAACAUAAAGAAUUUACUACGAAAUACAGUUUAGGGAAAUCAACUAACAAGAUAGCUGCCAGUUUUUAUUAUCAUCCAAUGAUCAAAACUAUGAUGGAUGCCUGUGACAAACAUGUCAAAAACAGUAAUUUUGUAAGUCAUUUGAAGUUUCAACACAUUCAAGAAGAACUGCAUAAUUUUUUUAUAGAUGGAAGAUCGGAUUCAAGAGUCAUCAUUUUUACAGAAUUGAGAGAUAGUGCUCUUGAGAUUGUCAAAUAUAUUGAUAAUCUUAAUAUUAAAACAAUCAUACCCCAUAUCUUUAUUGGGCAAGCUAAAGGUAAAGAGGGGUUUGAUGAGGUGGAAUAUAAUAAGAAACAUAAACCAAAGGGACGAAAGAAAGCUGAAAGACUAAAACAGCGAGAAGAAUUUGUUGCAUUAGAAGAAGAGAAAAAGAAGAAACUUGAGAAAGAAAGUGCCGAAAGGUCUGCAAGAAGGACAUUCAGUUCAGAAGAAGCCCAGCUCAAAGGGAUGACCCAAAAACAACAAAAAGAAGUGAUAAGUGACUUUAAAAAGGGUAUUUACAAUGUUCUUGUUUGUACAUCAAUCGGUGAAGAAGGUCUAGAUAUUGGUGAAGUCGACUUGAUUAUUUGUUUCGAUACAACUAGCAGUCCCAUAAAGAACAUCCAAAGAAUGGGUAGAACAGGUAGAAAACGAGAUGGUAAAAUUGUUUUAUUGUUUGCUAGCAACGAAUCUAAGAAGUUUGAAAAAGCAAUGGAAAGCUAUUAUGAUCUGCAAAAACAGAUAGGACAAAACUUUGUUUUAUACAAAGAUUCCGAUAGAAUUUUGCCGAAAGAUAUAGAACCUGAGUGUAUUAAAGAAUUUAUUCAAGUAGGGGCUGAAAAUGAAGAAAUAAACAAUAUAAAUGAUUCAGAUGAAGUGAUUAGAUACGCAACACAAUGCAUGAAUGGAAAAAAACCAAAAAAGACUAAGUCAAGCGUUUACAAAAAAGAAAAAGCUGCAUCUCAAAAGAGAUUUUUUAUGCCUGAUAACGUUGUCACUGGAAUCAUAUCAGCUAACUCACUUGUGAGAAAAGUGCAAGUAGUAAAAGAUCCAGAGAUAUACAUACCUUCAGAACAUAAACCAAAAGAAGAGUUCACCUUACUUGAUGAAAUCGAAGAUGAAUUAUUUGCGAGUCAGUCACCACAAAAGAAUGACGCUUAUACAAAUGAUGUUUUUUUAAGCGACAUGCCUUUAAACUUAGUGACCUCCAUUGUUUCUAAAUAUGAUAUACCAAAAAUCGAGCCAUCUAAUUUUACAGCUUUCAAAAAGCAAACAAUGACAAUUAAUAAAUUAGAGAGUAAUUCUUUAACAGAUACACACGAGUUGAUGACAAUAGAUAAUGUUGAAUCUAACAAAACAGAAAAAAUGAUAGAGAAUGUUUCUCUUCUUUCAGAUGACGAGGAAAUCAAAAGUAUUCCUAAAGAUUCAUUUGUCAAGGUAAAUGCUUUAGAAUUAGAUAAUAAGUCAAUUGAGCGUAGUGCUUCAAAAUUAAAAGACUCAAGAAUGGAUAGCACUUUAUUCAAAAAUAAAUUUCGAAGUUCAGAUGGUCUUCUAACAAAAAUAGAAAAACUUUAUUUUUCAGAUAAUUAUUCACCAAAAUACACUGUAAGUAUAGAUACAAUACCGAACUUAAAAAUCACUACUGAACGCAACUAUGUUGCUCAUAAUACCCAUGUUCAAAAGAUAUUAAAUAUUUUUAAAAAAAUGAAUGAAAACGAUACACAAACCCAAAUCGAUAUCAACAGAUCCAAAUGUAUCGCAAGAGGUAUUAUGGGAGGAAAUAUCAAUUUAAUCGAUGAAACCGAUUGUAAUUCAUCUAUAAUCUCAAAUUCAGAUAUAAGUUUCAAUAUGAGAACCAGUGAUGAUUCAACUAAAUUGUCAAGCACACAAAAUGAAAAGUUAAAUGAAUUGCUUGAUUCAGAUUCAGACUUUUAA
Molecule: messenger RNA, 3117 nt
Organism: Tetrapisispora phaffii CBS 4417
Lineage: Eukaryota; Fungi; Ascomycota; Saccharomycetes; Saccharomycetales; Saccharomycetaceae
Gene: MPH1
Product: 3'-5' DNA helicase
Exons: 1
Coding region: 1-3117 (1038 amino acids)
Biological process (GO): interstrand cross-link repair; double-strand break repair via synthesis-dependent strand annealing; replication fork reversal
Molecular function (GO): four-way junction DNA binding; four-way junction helicase activity; 3'-5' DNA helicase activity
Source: RefSeq, a predicted model, not a curated record